Camelina sativa (false flax) is the source of this 1578-nucleotide messenger RNA. RefSeq lists its product as uncharacterized. Gene Ontology annotation, biological process: DNA transposition. The record is from RefSeq and is a predicted model, not a curated record. Gene Ontology annotation, molecular function: transposase activity; zinc ion binding; DNA binding. NCBI's taxonomy places the organism in Eukaryota, Viridiplantae, Streptophyta, Magnoliopsida, Brassicales, Brassicaceae.
AUGAAGACAAAUUCAGUGGAGUAUUACAAGCUGAAGGCGGCAGGGAAAAAACGAGUUAGUGGUUGUGAGAGAGACGAAGUCGAUGUUGCAGACUCAAAAGAGCAUAAGCAAUUGAAUAUACAAACAGAGGAGUACUACGCAUUGAAGGCGGCUGGUAAAAGGAAAGCUACAGAUUAUAGGAGAGAGGAAGGAGAGUUAAUUGGGUCUGAAAAUGGUGAUGAGGAAGACGAGCAAUACAGGUUUGAUUGUUGCGAUGACAGUGAUGGAGCAAGUUCAGGUGAUGAAGAAUGUGGUUUAGCAUAUAAGUUGCUAGCAGAGGGAGUUGGAGAGGGAAAAGAUGAUGGGGAGGACAUGGAAGAAGAGGCAAUUCAGGGAAGUAGUGAAGAUAGGAAUGCUAGUGUAGUGCCAGUUCAUGUGGCAGAGGCGUUAAAUCUUCGUUAUGGACUUAAGGUUGACUAUUGGAAAGGGCAUCGAAAACUUAAGCGCGCCAGGGAAUUAGUCAGGGGGAGCUAUGAAAAUGGAUAUGCAGAAUUACCAGGUUAUUUAUAUAGGAUUAGGAGAUCUAAUCCGGGGACUAUGACUAGGUUAAAAGUGGAUGAAAAUGAUAGGUUCAAAUCUGUUUUCAUUUCCUUUGGUGCAAGCAUAGAUGGGUUUAAGUUUAUGCGUAAGGUCAUAGUUGUUGAUGGAACUUUUCUGAAUGGGAAAUAUUUGGGAACUUGUGUUAUUCCUGAUGAUGAUGGAAUUGUCAUUAUAUCGGACAUACAUAAAUCAAUCGGGAAAGCAGUAGACAGAAUAUAUCCGCUAGCAAACCGAGGGAUUUGCACCUACCAUCUGCACAAAAAUAUAAUGCUUAGAUUCAGAGGUAGUGAAACGUUUAGGUUGGUGAAGCAGGCUGUAACUGCGUAUAGGCUAGCCGAUUUCAAUGUGUUAGUACGACAGAUAGAAGAAAUGAAUCUAGAACUGUAUGCCUAUUUGCAGCGUGCUGAUGUGAGUAAGUGGUCACGAGUUCACUUCCCUGGUGAUAGAUAUAACAUUACAACGACUAACAUUGCAGAAUCCCUGAAUAAAGUCUUAAGACCAGCAAGACAGUUUCCCAUUGUUCAACUGUUAGACGAGGAACGGGUAAGACAGGCAAGUUUUUUACAAGUUCAAGAAAUAGAUUCUCAUCACUACGAAGUUAGAAGUGGGUCUUCCGUAAAUGUUGUCAAUCUAUCGCAGAGGAGGUGUUCUUGUAGAGUCUUCGACGUCGACAAAAUACCUUGCAUACACGCGAUCGCAGCAGCGGAGAAAGCAAAUGUUUCAAGGAUUUCCAAGUGUCAUCCUUACUUCCGCGUUGAUUACCUACGGAGUGGUUAUGCGAAGUCUAUAAUGCCGAAAGACACAUCUUGCCAGCUGCCUUUAAGUGUGACAGAGAAAUCAGUUAUACCACCAUAUGUUCGGACUCAGUCAGAGAGGCCGAAGUUAUGUAGAAUUAAAGGGCCGUUUGAGGUUGCAAUGGAACGAAAACGUCCAAGAAAGCCACAUGCUUGUUCAAAUUGUGGACAUAUAGGUCACAAUCGAAUGACAUGUAUUUCGUAA